AUUUUCAUGGUACAUUCAGUCUGGAAAAAAGUUCGUGACAUUAAACGAAUCUUGUUUAAUUAAAAGCGUGUAAUAUACGGUAUUCUUCUGUAAUAUCAAAUCGACAAUUGGUCUGUGUAAACAAAUGCUUUUUCCUGUGCGUAUUUCAUCAAAAUUCCUCAAUACCCACGAGUCCAUACAUCGUCCAAUCACACUCCGCCAAAUCAAAACUUCACCCCCCCGAUCUCCACCCUUUUCUGAAGACGAGAUGCUGCCUGCAUAAUUGGUACCAUAAAAAUAAAUAUUAGUUUGCUAGUCUACUUUUAGAAAUGAACUAUGACGCGUAAAGAUAACCUACUCAACCCUACACGGAGUUUAUUUCCGUUAGUUUGUAUAGUUUUAAUAUUAUCCACAUGUUGUAGUGACUUUCCGUGUUGUCAAGCUAGUGAAGUCGGUCCUGAAAAAUGUCUUGUUUGGGGUCCAGGGCUCGACCCAAAAGUCGUUUUGCCCGUCCGAUAUUUCAUCAUCCAGGCUGUCAACUCAGCUGGGAAAAACUUCACCCUCUCUCCAGGCAAAGACUCAUUCAGAGUGAAGAUUGUCUCACUCUCACAGAAGGAGCAUGUCCGCAUCCACGUCCCCCUCCCCCUGGACAGAGGAGAUGGUUCUUUUCUGAUGAGGUACCGUCUGUAUGGCAGUAUCCUCAAGGGACUGAAGGUCGAAGUACUCUACAGAGACAGUCACGUUGCCAAGUCACCUUACACCCUACAAGGCCCAGUCUAUCAUGAGUACUGCGACUGCCCAGAGCAUGAUGUUCCCACCUGGCAGAGCAUUAUGCAGUGUCCUGCUGAGGAACCCCAGAUCCAGAGGGACUUCAAUGCCUUCCCCUCCAUUGAUCUGCAGCGCCUCCUACAGGAAGUUCCCCAGCGGUUCUCCAACAGAGGAGGUCUCAUUCACUAUGCUGUCAUCAACAACCAGGUGUACCGUCGCUCGCUGGGAAAAUACACUGACUUCAAGAUGUUCUCUGAUGAGAUGUUACUAUCCCUAGCCAGGAAGGUGAGGCUGCCUGAUGUGGAAUUUUACAUCAAUGUGGGAGACUGGCCAAUGGAAACAAGGAAAGCAGAUGACGAUCCUGGGCCUGUUCCAAUCAUCUCCUGGUGUGGCUCCACAGACACCCGAGACAUCAUUCUGCCCACUUACGACAUCACUCACUCAACCCUGGAGACCAUGAGGGGCGUUUCCAAUGACCUACUGUCAGUCCAAGGCAACACAGGUCCCCCUUGGGCCAACAAAACGGAACAGGCCUUCUUCCGUGGCCGGGACAGUCGUGAAGAGCGCCUACACCUCGUCACUCUGUCCAAGAAAAACCCAGAGCUGCUAGACGCCGGGAUCACUGGCUGGUUCUUUUUCAGGGAAAGGGAGAAGGAUCUGGGGAAAGCAAAUCUUGUUGGAUUCUUUGACUUCUUCAAGUAUAAGUAUCAGGUGAAUGUGGAUGGUACAGUGGCAGCUUACAGGUUCCCUUACCUGAUGCUGGGGAACAGUUUGGUGCUGAAGCAGAUCUCACCAUAUUAUGAGCAUUUCUACACCCAUCUGAAGCCAGGCACCCACUACAUCCAUGUGAAGAGGAGUCUCUCUGACCUCAUACAAAAGAUUGAGUGGGCUAAGGAGAAUGAUGCUGAAGCACAGGCAAUCGCUAAAGCAGGCCAGGCAAUUGUAAGAGAGCUGGUACAACCGAACAGACUGUACUGUUACUAUUUUAGUGUGCUACAGAUGUACUCUGAGCGUCAGACAAGCCGGCCGACACAACAUCCAGAUAUGGAGCUGGUGCCCCAGCCUUCAGACCAGAGUGCCCUUUGUAGCUGUCAGCGAGAGCCUCAAAUAGAUGAUCCCAGCCGGAAUAAGGAUGAACUCUGAUCAAAACACUUUGAAAGGAAAGAGGAGAGACCCUAGCUAUUUCAAUACAGAAAGUGCUUAUUAAAGGAAGAAUUACCUCUGAGAUCAGGACUGCUAGCUAAGUGGAUGUACCAACAUUCAUAUAGAGAAAUAUUCCAUUUGGUUUGAGCCAGAGGGACCAUGUCACAGCUCACUUUGCCUGGAUUAUGACUGCUUUAUUGACAAGACCAUUAUGCAAACAUCAAUUUCCACUGUUUUCACUGUCCUGUGUGAUAUUUUGUACUGCAUUUUGUAAUUGUAUGAUGGUCAUCAUGAUUGCAUUUUUAUAAAAAUUGAUAUUUUUUACAUUUUC
Oncorhynchus kisutch (coho salmon) is the source of this 2221-nucleotide messenger RNA. Its product is annotated as protein O-glucosyltransferase 3. Gene Ontology annotation, cellular component: endomembrane system. Gene Ontology annotation, molecular function: glucosyltransferase activity; protein binding. Lineage: Eukaryota; Metazoa; Chordata; Actinopteri; Salmoniformes; Salmonidae. The transcript has 8 exons. The coding region runs from base 316 to 1890 and encodes 524 amino acids. The record is from RefSeq and is a predicted model, not a curated record.